Messenger RNA from Soboliphyme baturini, 515 nucleotides. The record is from the annotation of a GenBank genome assembly. Lineage: Eukaryota; Metazoa; Nematoda; Enoplea; Dioctophymatida; Soboliphymatidae.
AUGUGUGAAGCAGCGACCUCGGAAUCUGCUGUUACCGCAGUAGUGCCAAGCGAUACUGGUUCGAAUUCCUUCCGGUCCGGAGAAGGUCAUUCUGAACAAGAAUAUGUUUUGUCCGAACUGGAAACAUCGGAUAGCGGUAGCAUUGGAAUUGUUCUAAGGGUCAUCUACGAUGGUGGUGACGUUGCAAAGUUCGUUCGCUCCUUAGAAAGGAAGAUCGCCAACUACGACAAGGAAAUCGAAAAACUAUGCAGUUUUCACUACCAUAGUUUUGUCGAGUCGGUGCAGGAGCUGCUGGAACUGAAGGCGCAGUGCACGGAAUUGAAGACGGACAUCUCGACGAUCGACAAAUUCCUCAAGGAAAACAGCAAGGUCAUGUUGCAGAGGGCCGAACAGAUCCUUAGCGAACGUAAGCUUCAGCGUAAUAUCGGGUCUGCCGUUGACGCCGUUUCCUUGUGUCUACCGGCGCUUGAAAAAUACAGCAAAUUGGUCGAACAGAUGGAAAGCAAAAAGUAAUU